Metarhizium acridum CQMa 102 is the source of this 1890-nucleotide messenger RNA. NCBI's taxonomy places the organism in Eukaryota, Fungi, Ascomycota, Sordariomycetes, Hypocreales, Clavicipitaceae. The record is from RefSeq and is a predicted model, not a curated record.
AUGGAGAGCAACGCCCCGUGUCCUCCUGGUGUGGCGGCGCUGAGAGAAUCCUUCGGUGACGGCAAGCCUCCCGAGAUUAGCAGAAAGAUUACAGCAUCCUUGGCUAACGUACUCAAGAUCAAGUGUCAUAUGACAAAUGGCAAGGCCCCGUGCACCCGGUGCAAGAAGCGAUCUCUUCCAUGCACCGUGAACCGCAGCCUGCAAAUGCUAUUAGAAGAUGACAUCAGUUGGAAGCAGGCAAUUGGGCAAAAGGUACAACGUCUAGAACAUGCCAUUGGCGCCGUGGCAAAGAAACUCGACAUGCCGGAACUGCGUGACCUGUUUAGUGAACAGGCUGAGCUCAAUGCCAUGUUUGGUCAUGGACAGCGCACUACGUCCGCAGGCAGCGGCAGCCAUCUUCACCCUGCACAUGACCAUUCAUGGGAAAUCACGGUUGAUCCGCAGUGUGAGCCGUCCUCAAUGCCGGCUUCGUGUAUUGCCCAGGUGCCCGGCGACGGAGCUUCAGCGAGCCAUGCGUCACGAAAGCCUAAUCUUGUGUCAAAAGGGUUGAUAUCGCUGGAGGAAGCAAAAGUUUUGUUUGCCGUUUAUCAAGACCGACUAGACCAUUUGCUGUAUCGGAUCCUGGGCGACGAUGCCAGUUUGGAAACGGCAAUGGAAAGCUCGCCGUUGCUCACGGCGGCAGUUUGCACAGUUGGGGCGUUGCAUUCCGAGCAGCUUGGCCAUCUCUACGAUACGUGCCUCGCCGAGCUCAAGAUGCUAUUCACGACGGAAUCGCUGUCGCGGCAGCACAACACGGAUGAUGUCCGAGGACUCUGCAUCGGGGGAUUCUGGCUGAGCAGUCUCUCGUGGGCCUCAUCGGGAUCCGCCGUGCGAAUAGCUUCCGAAAUUCAACUCCACCACGCGAUAUACAAGGCCCUGGAGGGCGACAGAGACGCAUAUCUGAAGACGCGGCUAUACUACCACGUCUAUGUCUGCGACCACCACACGUCCGUCUUGUACGGCCGGCCACCAAUGUCUCAUGAAUGCGCCAGCAUCAACUGCACCAAGCUCCUCGAGACGGAACACGCAGUCGAGGACGAUGUCCGGCUCGUCUCCCAAGUAAAGAUAUGGUCCAUAUACAGCGACAUCUUCAACUGCUUUGGCACCGAGACCGGCAAGCCCGUGUCGCCGUCCCAGCUGCCUCAACUGCGGCGCUUCGCCAUUGCCUUGGACACCUGGUACGCCGACUGGCGGGAGAGGUUCAGCCCGAAUGAAAAGGUCGGCAACUAUCCUGCCAAGGGGGUCGGGCUUCACUUCAACUUUGCCAAGCUCUACCUCUGCUCCCAUGCCUUUCGGGGCCUGCACACGUCUCCCUCGCCAACCUUGGUGCCGGAGCUCGAAGAGGUUGCCAACACGGCCGUCAUCUGCGCAACGUCAAUCCUCGGUGGCUUGAACACGGACAAGGAGGUGCAGCUGCUGCUCAACGGCCUGUCGCUGUGCUUCGACAUGAUGAUCACGUUUGCAGUCGUCUUCCUGCUCAAGGUGGUGACAAAGUACCCCGAUACCAUCUGGAUGGACAAGGCUCGCAUCCUCGACAUUGUGAAUCAGACGCUUCACAUUCUUGAGAGGGAUGCUCCUUCGAUGAACCAGAAGCACCUGCUCGUUUCUGUUACCCCGGCGUUGAGCAAGCUGGUCCAAAAGGUGCAAGAAACGCCGUCGACCAGGUCCGGGGCGGGAGUUGGCCAUGCUCCCUUGUCUCCUGACCCGUCCGUUUCCCGACAGAGCGAGAUUGACUGGAUGCAGAGUUUUGGCAGUUUUGAGAAUUUUGACUUUCAUGCGAUGCUGCCCGAUCCCAAUUCUUGGUCAAUUGAUCUGGAUUUCGGCGGUGCAAUGGACCAUGCCAAUCAAUAG